AUGCGUUCAGGGAAGAAGCUUAGCUUGCAUAUCAAGGAGUAUAGAGGGGACCAGGCCCAGGCCCGGCCCCGGAAGUCCCGGGCGAUCUUUGCAUUGAACAUGGACGUCUCCGGUGGCAACGUCACCAUCACGGAGUCUGGGGCUACGCGUGGGUAUGGAGGCAGCGUGGGAGUGGGCGCCGUCCAUGCAGCGAACGUGGACGUUUCUGGUGGCAAUGUCACCAUCAAGCAGUCUGAGGCUGCGGAGAGUGGAGGCACCGGGGAGUGGGUCGUUUUCUUGGUCCUAUACUCCUAUGGGACAGGAGGCGCCAUCAGUGCCGGGAACAUGAUGAUCGUCUCCGGUGGCAGCGUGAGCAUCACGGAGUCUACAGCGUUUGAUGGGGACGGAGGUGCCAUCGAUGCAGUGAACGACAUGAACGUCUCCGGUGGCAACGUCACCAUCACGAAGUCUCAGGCUACGCGUGGAGGCUGCAUUUACAUUGAGGACGAUUUCAUGCAGUCCGGCGGCGCGGUGAGCCUUGAGGGCUGCAGAGCCAUUCGCGAAGGAGGUGGCAUUUUCUCGAGUCGCAACAUUACCAUGGGUGAGAUGGCCACGCUGACCAUCCGCGACACCCUGGCAGAUAGAGGCGGAGGCAUCAUGACGACGUGGAUGCACAACAAGGCAAGGCGGCUGCAUGUGUCGAACUGCUCUGCCACGAGCCAUGGCGGCUGCGUCUACGUGAGAGCCAGGGCCGAGCUCGCUGCGCCGCUGUCUUUGAGCGGUUGUAUAGCCAAAGGUACGGGUGGCGGCAUCUACGCCCAAGGAAAGCUCGUGUCGCCGCAGAUCAGCUGCACCGAUUGCCACGCGCCGACUUCAGCGUGCUUUCACCUCGAGUCUGGCGAGGCAAGCAUCGAAAGCCUGAUUCUUCGCAGCAGAUCAUUGCUCGGCCCAGCGUCUCCAAGCAUUAUUGUUGCCACUGGACAUGAUGCGGUCGUGACGCUUGGAACAGCGGACUGCCGCGAAGUGCCAGGCUGCGCUCUGCCUGUCGCGCAGAUGCAGCUGGCACGGCUCCUGUGCCAGCGAGGAGAGAGCCGCCAAUCCCUGGCCGACGGCACCGCGUGCCGAGAAUGCCCAGCGGGACAGAUCCGCCUCGUUGCGGUCGACAAGGCUCGCUUGUGUUUGGGGAGCCAGUCGGGUACCGUUAAUUAUAAUUACAGAGUACUGUCGUGA
This is a messenger RNA of Symbiodinium necroappetens, 1209 nucleotides long. Lineage: Eukaryota; Dinophyceae; Suessiales; Symbiodiniaceae. The record is from the annotation of a GenBank genome assembly.